AUUGGAAGUGUGUCGUCAUUCUUUGCUGUUAUGUGGUGGCCAUUGAAUAGCAUAGGAGGAUUUUUUAACCUAACUUUGUUUUUCUUCUGGAAUUAUUCCACUGUAGUGAAUCUAUCAUGGGCAUCGUUCACUGGUCCUGGUCGUGUUCCAUUUGAGUGGCGUCCUAAUGACGAUGACGUGCGUACAAGUUUUCUAUUUCCGAUUGGUAUUUGCCAAAAGGAAGCUUGUGACCUUGGAAAUGUGUCCGUAGAUUAUUUGUUGCAAUGGUGUGAACCAUGCCGUGGAUACAAAGUGCCUCGUGCUCACCAUUGUUCCCAGUGUGGUCGCUGUUCGAUGAAGAUGGACCAUCAUUGUCCGUGGAUUAACAAUUGUGUUGGUCAUCGAAACCAUGCGUUCUUUGUCAGGUUUCUCGGGUCUGCGGUGCUAGGAUGCUUUCAUGCGCUGUUGAUCCUUAUCGCUUCUUUUUAUCACGCAAUAAAUUUGAAUUACUACCAUCGCUUUGGAAACGGCUCUGAACCUGAAGUGAUUCUCACGUUCUCGUCAUUAAUCCUUCUUGUAAUCGCCAGUGCAUUUGCAUUUGGUGUUGUUGUUGGAGUUGGUGGACUUCUCUAUCUACAGCUAAAAUACAUCAAAAACAAUAAAACCGGAAUUGAGGAAUAUAUAGAACAGCGGGAAACGGUGUCUGGUGGCCAGUACGGAAAGGUUGCGAUCAGUUUUCGCUUUCUGUGA
This is a messenger RNA of Angiostrongylus costaricensis, 729 nucleotides long. The record is from the annotation of a GenBank genome assembly. Lineage: Eukaryota; Metazoa; Nematoda; Chromadorea; Rhabditida; Metastrongylidae.